Molecule: messenger RNA, 774 nt
Organism: Peronospora belbahrii
Lineage: Eukaryota; Oomycota; Peronosporomycetes; Peronosporales; Peronosporaceae
Source: the annotation of a GenBank genome assembly
AUGAGUUCCAGUUGCACGCUCGUAGCUGAUCGUACAGAUGACGCGGUGCAAAUGUUGCUGGGCUUUAUUGCUCUAUCAUCACUCUAUGCUAAAUGGCACUUUGAACGACCACGGAGAUCCGUCAAGAUCUGGUUUAUGGAUGCGAUGAAACAAGGAACGUCUGCUGCCAUGAUUCAUGUGAUGAAUAUUUUAUAUGCCAUUGGUCUCGUUGACUUAUCUGAUACACCCAGUGAUCAGGAUCAGUGUGCCUUUUACUUCAUGAAUGUCGUGAUUGAUACGACCCUAGGCGUGUACAUUGCGUAUUUAUCGCUGCAAAUGUUUACAAUAGUUGCCAUUCGACAGCAAUGGACAAGUCUCCGGUGUCAUGGAUACUACGGCUCACCACCGUCGUGGAAGGUUUGGUGGUUGCAAUUACUAGAGUGGUGCACUGUCCUGACUGUCAUGAAGUUCCUCGUUGGUGUGGUGCUGUACGCCUUCUCAACGCCACUUGGCUGGAUGGGAUCGCUGCUGUUUUACCCCGUGCACAACCAUCCGAAGAUUGAGCUACUUAUCGUCAUGAUUGGCUGUCCACUGGUCAUGAACAUGGUGCAGUUUUGGGUCCAAGAUAGCUUUCUCAUGAACAAUGAUCGGCAGAAUAGUGAGCAAUUGCCGCUGUUGAAUUCGUCAGUGGACGGUGUUGUAAACGCAGUACAAAAGCAGCGCGGCAUGUCGAAUGUCUCCAGUGCUGCCGAUAUGCGAACGCAUCCCCGGGACGUCAUUGUGCGAAUUGUGUGA